AGCCGAGUAACGGUUUCGCAUUCAAACAUGGCGGCGGCCAGGCGAGUUGCGGACGACACGGUCCGCUAUUAUUUGUUUCCAAAGCUCGAAAACCCCGCAAAGGCGAGACUUGAGCUCGAAAAGAGGGCCGAGCUGUACACAGCCAAGCUCCUCCCGCUCAUCACCAGCUACAUCUGGCAGGACGAGCAGUUCAACCUGUGCGUCGUUGACGCACAAAGAGACAGUGUUCCACCCCAUCUGGAAGGUAGCACGUACUUCGGCGACAACGUCGAGGACGAGUGGUUUAUCGUGUAUCUGCUGUACGAGCUCACCAAGGAUGACAAGGACUUGGUCGUCAAGGUCGAGGACACGGACGGAGAGUUCCUGCUCAUAGAGGCCGCCGAGCACCUUCCGAAGUGGUUGAACCCGGAGACCAGUGAAAACCGAGUGUACAUUUAUCGUAACAGCCUGCACGUGGUCCCCCUGGAGAAUGGCAAGGCCUCAGAAUGUGUCCCAGCACCUAGAAUCGAUGAUGCCAUUGCACAGAUCAGGUCUCCAAUUACAAAGACGAAGGCAGCACCGGGAGUGCAGAAGUCGCUAGCGGCCCGCUUCCAUGAUGCACCAGCCCGGCACCGGAUGACCCAUCACCGGGCACACUGCUACCUUCCGGCGGCGGCCGUGGCCUUGCUCCAACGGGACCCCGCCCUGCUGGGACCUGCGGUGGGGGCGUUUGUGUCACGUGACCCCCUCGACCUGAGGGCACUCAGAGCCAUGAGGCACUUCCCACCCGAGACUCGUGUCAUGGCGGAGGUGCGCUUCACCCGGUGCCUGUAUGCGCAGCUGAGGCAGCAGCGCUUCAUGCCUGAUCGACGUGUUGGCUGGAACAUGCCACCCCCUCACGCUCCCGAAUUCGUCGCCCACGACCUUGGGCUUAAACUGGCUUGUGGCCUGGAGAUUCUGGCCGCCGGGUCGGACAAGAUGGCCUCCAAUGGUGAACCUGACCUUGCUGAGCUUGGGAAUGAUGUUCGGUGGAAGCGCUUCCUCAAGAGCCUCAGCACCAAGGGCUACUUUCAGGGCGAACUGGAAGGGUCCAAGUUGUACCACAGCCUGAUUCAGCGUGCACGCGAGUACUUUGCCCUGACGGUCAGUGCGGGGGCUGACGGCGAGAGCGAGCGCCAGGGAAGGUGCUCAGCCCGCGCACGGGUGUCGCGCCUUCUGCGGCAGCUCGAUGUCAACAUUGAGAAACUCCGGGAAGAGGGCGAGAAGCUGGGAGAGCCAGACGAUGAAAAGUGGAUGGAGGUUACGCCGCAGGAUUUGGACCGCCUGCUCGAGGACUACUCGUCGCGGGGUCCCGGCGAGCAGAAGCACAAAGACACAGGAGCCAUGCACAAGGAUGAAGAAACCCUUGGCAAGACCAUUGCAGAGAGCCUGGAUCGGUUUGUGCGUCACGUCUCGGACUAUGAAGGAGCAGAAGUGCCAUCGAAUGCAGCGCCCAAAGUGAAGUCGCAGCCGAGUGAAGCCAAUAGUCAAGCCAAAGGCGACGGAAUUGACUUUGAUCCUGACCGUUUUGUCGAGGCACUGGGGGCCAUUCUUGAUUUCAAGCUUCCGACAUCAGAUGAUGAGUCAAGCUCGUCGAUGAGCAGCUAUGGUGAUGAAGUUGACUCUCACGAUCGCCUGGCUGACGUCAUCAAUGGUGGCACCGACAGCUUUGGCAGUGAUGAUGACGAUUUGGACGGGCCCGGGGUGGACCUGUCGCGCCUGGCCUUAGACAUGAAGAGCUACAUGGAGCUGAUGGAUCAGGAGCUGGCAGGUACCAAUGUUGGGCUGAGCUUUGAACGGCAGCCAGCAGCCAAGUCGACGGUGGCCAAAAAGGAAGCCAGUCCAGAUGCCACAUCGUCACCGUCCAAGGCAAAAGAAGCACCACGAGCCACAGCCGAGAGCCUCGAUGAACUCGACUCCGACGACGAUGAGGCAGCAGGUGGCGAUGGGUACCGGCCGGUCGACGUCAACUUGAAGGCACUCAAGAACAUUCUCGAGUCGUACAGCUCCCAGGAAGGGCUGCCGGGUCCUGCCGGUAACCUGCUAUCAGCUAUGGGGAUCAGUGUUCCACGCAACGAGGACGAUCAGUGAACAUUGCAUCGUUGUGACUUAUCAGUGACUAUUUGUGCUACGUGUCACAUGCUACAAGUGGUCCAGCUGCUACGACCUACGCGAGAUGUACAGGGCGUUUCAAAUGGGAAGAGCCAAAGUUUUUUUUGGAAGAUGUUGAAGUGGACAGAUUAUACCCCUGUCAAGCGGGCAAGUUAAGUGCACCUGCAGGGAGUGCACUUCGGGACCUUGAGUGACACUUUAAGUUCGCGGUGCUAAACGGGAAAACAGAGCACAUUUGCACAAAAAAAAAUAGUGACAGACUAAAACAAUGUUUUUUGAAGAUGUAGAUUAAAAUAAAAAAACCUUCUAAAACGCGAUUGCUUUAGUUGUAUCAUAAAUAAAAAACAAUCUUAAUCUAUGUUUACUCAACAAAAAACAACAAUAAUUUUAUCAUUACAAGUCAUUACAAGUUAAGGCCGGCCAAGACGAAUGCCUAGCCAAUCCACAACAAGAUGGUGGCGUGCGACUAGGCGGCACUUGAUCCUACUAGAACAGAAUAUCAGUGAGUUCUGUUCUGAUUAUUUUGUUAAAAGGUGUUCGACAGCUAGAAUGAACUUCAGUGUCCCUUUUUCUAUGCAUUACAUUUUGCACCGCUGAAACCCCUGGCAGUGAGGCUAUGCACUCGACCAGCAAAGUGUGUUCCGUGAAUGCACUCUGACCGGAGUGCAGUCUGCUGCGAGUACACUCCGCUUGCGACGUUUAAUUUGGGAAAGUGCACUUAAAACUAAUUGCACUCUCCGUAAGUGCACUUAACUUGCCCGUUUGACAGGGGUAUUAAAUAGAGAGUUCUUCUUUGUUCAUCUAUGCAUUACUGUUAACAGAAUACCCGGUUUUUGAAACGUAGACGUGAGUACAGUAGUUGCAUUGGUGGUGCCAUCUUGUGGUUAAGAGCUUAACCGGAGUGAACGUGUAGCUAAUAUUUUACCGACCAUGCGCAUUCUACUUAGUGGCUGGCGUAAAGUGUCAGCAGUGACAAAAGUAAUUAACGUGCAGUUCUUCCAUUAUGAAAAAAAAAAUUCGAUCAGUGAGAAUAUCCAUGCACACAAAACAAGUGUAAUGCAUUGUGGUCGGACAAAGCUGUAUUACGUGUUACUGCUGUCUGCUAACACGGUACUCCAUGAAGGGUAAUACAUGUGCAUCAUCAAAUGUAAGAGAGUCACAAGUUCUAUCAGUUUUAAGAAAAUGUUUUACUCAUGUUCUUGUUUAAUUAUUUUUGUUAGGGCACAAGGCAUGUCCACUUAGUUGGAACUCUUUGAGUUGAACCUGGCAACGAUUCUUUUAGAUAGUCGUCCUCAAACUCUCACAAAACAUGUUGCUGUCCUGCUUAGCUUGGCCCUGCUUUGCAUGCAAGAUGCUUUAGAAAAUAAUGUUAACUGGAAUGUCAGUGUUCUUUUUUCAGAAGUUUUGGGAAGGACAUCUUGAAAUUAAUGCUAGCCUUGGGAUUCCUACUAAGUUGUACACUUUGCUCUCUGACUGGCUUCAAUUCUGCCAAUACAUGUGUUCUGAUGUAAUGUUUUUAUUUAUUUAUUUCACGUACUUUCAAGGCCCGAAGGCGUUACAGAAAGGAGUGGAGUCAAAACAAGAAGUAAUGCAGUAAAAACGUCAAAAUAUACGUGGUCUUUUAAGAUGCUGCUUGUCACCUAUUAAGUAAUUAGGUAAUCGAGGAUUGUCACACAUUAUUAACAUUCGUUGCUGGUAGUAAAUUCGUUGGUGGAGAGAAGACAUUAUUAUUUCUGCUGCACCGUCUUACAAAUUUUGGCUCUUCCCAUUCAAGAUGUUUUGUAUAAGGUUAUGCGAUUCCGAAGAGAACAGAAGGAACUGUCAAUAUUUGUUUUACAUCAAGCGGCUGUGUUAUUAUGUGCAGUGAUCACCAGAUCUGUCUCAACCCAAGUGUGUGUUGGCACACGGGGAUAAUAGGGCUUUUUCCUGUCUGAAUAAAAACAUGACACAGUAG
Dermacentor albipictus is the source of this 4084-nucleotide messenger RNA. RefSeq names its product ecdysoneless cell cycle regulator (gene ecd). The record is from RefSeq and is a predicted model, not a curated record. Lineage: Eukaryota; Metazoa; Arthropoda; Arachnida; Ixodida; Ixodidae. Gene Ontology annotation, cellular component: nucleus.